UCUCCUGCCGCCGCCACCCUGAGGCGGGUGUGUCGCCCACACCCUUCGUGGAACUGAGCGGGGAGGAAGUGCAAGACCUCCGGCCAGGCGGGUCAAUGCCAAAGGGCCACAAGAGCUCCACUUGCUGCGAGGCCGAGCUCUGCGGGCUCUCUACCCGAUACUGCAAGCGGGGAAAGGCAGAGGGCUCCCGGACUCCGCUUGGCGCUUUCCCUUUUGACCUGUUUUCAGUCGGAGAGGGGACGAAGUGACGAAAGGCUCAGCCAAGAAAGGGGAAGCUCGACAGUCGACACUCAUUCAGUGGCGGGCUAAGCAGAUUGCUGCUCUUCUGCACCUUCUUCCCCACGAAAGCAGACUUACUUCGGUGUUUUUGUGCCUUCAGUUCACUGGGGGCCAAUUUGCCUCAGCUUCCCAUAUUUUCCAGACCAGCGCAGAGGAACUUUUUGGCAAUCGGAAGAAAUAUCUCUUCUUCUAGACACCAUCCUGGAAGGUGGGCAUGCUGUUAAGCUCAUGUCGAGCACUCAUUUCAAGAACAGGACGAUCUACCGUCGUCUGUCCACUGUCCUUCAUCGCCACGGCUUCCCGAGGUCCCCUGAACAAUGCCGCACCAAGUUCAAAAAAUUGAAAAGCGACUUCCUGGGGUCUCUGGAGGCCUGGCAGGGAAUCCCUAGAGCGAGCGGAUGUGUUUGGCGCCAUUCUGCGAUGAUGCGUCUAUGGGAGGCUGCAGGCCGACCAAGAUGGGAGGACAGAUGCUUCGAAGGAACUUCACCAGAUAACAUGUUUGCUGGAGAAGCUAGAAAGGGGGAUAAGACACCAUGCAGGGAACUGAGCAUGCAUGGAGCAACGUUGGAUGAUGCACACCAGACAGGGAUUCUGGAGGCCAUCAGGAAAAACCUUUUUGGGAAGGGAGCAAAUACAGAAACAGCCAUCCCGACCGCAGCAUCCGAGCAUGGAAACGAGGUACAGGAGGGUCCCAUUUAUAUUGACUCAUCAUCGACCCCAGAGGAGGAGGAUUGUCGAAACAUGUUGAACAGGGCAGGACCUUCGGGGAUCGCCUAUAGUAAUCAACAGCGAUCAACCUCAGGUGCAGUGGGUGAGGGAACACCUGUCAAGGCAGAGAAAGAAUCGUGUGGAACACAGACCAUAGCAGAAGCAUCACUGGGAGAAGUCUCCGUAUUUGCUAAUCUUGAGGCAAUUAAGAAAAGCUGCUUGGAGACAAUGAGAAAAUUCAACAAAAGACAAUGCACCAUCGAGAAAAAGAACCGGCAACAUCAAAGAAAUAUUGCUAACCUGAAAAGAAGACUUUUAUCAUUGGAGAAGGAGCUCGGGAGGCUGAGGGAUGACUUGAAAAAAAAAACAAUGGAGAAGAAUGAGAGUACAAGACACAUGCAGGUCACCACCAUGGUUUUAUGGAGAACUGGAAGGUGGACUUCCGUUAGGACAAUUUUUUUUUUUUAGGAUAACGAGCAAUCUCCCCCCCCCCCAAAAAAAAACACAGAACGCAUGUGUGAGACUCAAAUUUUAAUUUUGUGGACUUAUGACAAUUAUUUGGUGUAAAAAAUUUUUUUCAAAAUAACAUUUAUAUGGAAAAAAAACCCUAAUUUUCAGUUAAUAAGAAUGGUCUCUCUUAUCUAGGUGGACCUCUGGGGACUGAGGCGAUGUCGUUUUUUUUCAUGUUCUCAAAAAAAAGGUUCCUGUGGUUCUGUUUAACAGUUCAAUC
This is a messenger RNA of Eublepharis macularius, 1717 nucleotides long. RefSeq lists its product as uncharacterized. NCBI's taxonomy places the organism in Eukaryota, Metazoa, Chordata, Lepidosauria, Squamata, Eublepharidae. The coding region runs from base 508 to 1455 and encodes 315 amino acids. The transcript has 6 exons. The record is from RefSeq and is a predicted model, not a curated record.